This is a messenger RNA of Bactrocera dorsalis (oriental fruit fly), 5786 nucleotides long. RefSeq lists its product as uncharacterized. The record is from RefSeq and is a predicted model, not a curated record. Lineage: Eukaryota; Metazoa; Arthropoda; Insecta; Diptera; Tephritidae. The coding region runs from base 1645 to 2754 and encodes 369 amino acids. The transcript has 2 exons.
UUAUUAAAUGAAUAUGUAUGCUUUAAUAUGUCUCAACUAGCACGAUAUAAAGAAUAAUUUUAAUAAUAUUUUGUUCUUAUUUCGAGUGAAAAAACGGUAAAUAAUAUUUUUUUUAUCGCACCAUCGUCGUAACUGCCGAUUGCUUUAUUUUUGCAACAUGAACCAGCAAUAUUUGCAAAAAUAAAAAACGAACGACUGCAGACUUUGGUUACGGUAUUUUUGGGCAGCGAAAUAAAGCAGUAAAUGGACUGUGGACCAGCAAUAUUUGCAAAAAUAAAAAACGAACGACUGCAGACUUUGUUAACGGUAUUUUUGGGCAGCGAAAUAAAACAGUAAAUGGACUGUGUUCUUUUUUCAAUAAUUGUCACUCUCGUUUGUUUGGCAUUUGAAAUCAGAUGUGUUAAUUUGUGUUAAUUUGUGCGAAAUUGUGAUUAUUUAAUAAAAAAAAAUGAGUGAAUUACCAGCAACUGCGAGUACAUUACAUAUACAAACACGACAACGUUCUGAACAUGUUGUGAAUAUUGAACUAAUUGGAAGAAUUUCUCAUCAGAUAACAGGUGCUAAACUACCAUCGAACAAACAAGUACUGCAAUUACUAUUUUAUAACAUUAGAUUUGUGUAUCGGCAAUUGAGAGAAAGUGCAAAAUUAACAAUAAAUGCUGUAUUAAUAUUUUGGCAACAAGCUCGAAUUCCGACAAAAGAUGUAGCUAGGUGUGUCGAUAAAUUAGAAUCUGUGUACAAAUUAUGGCAGAAGAUUCAAAAAACCGUACCAAAUAAGAGAUCUGAUGCUCAGAAAAAAAUUGUUGAAGACUUUUCUGCAAAAUUGGAUAAUUUGUUUGACAUUGCUCAUAGAGAUGCCUUACAAAACAUGCGUAUUAGCGAAGACAAAGAAUUUUUGAUUCUACAAAGGCAAAAAGGUCGCCCUGGUAGCAUGGCCGGUGCUGACAUGGUAUUGUAUCGGCGACAAAACAGAGCAGAUCACCGCAUUGAGAAAGAAAUGUCUAGAAAAUGGAAACAUCAACAAAUGUCGGAAGUGAAUCUCGAACUCAACGACGAUUUUGGUAUGGACUAUGAAGAAGAUAUUGGUGACAGUGAGCCUGAAGUAGCGGAAACCAAUGUGAAAAAAAAUACAAAACAAACUGCUUCAACUUGUAUUAACAGGGGAAGAAAACAUUUUAUCACACCGCGAUUGCUUUCAGCACUUGAUAGCGCCAAAGUAAGCGAUGGAAAGGCGAUGCACAUUCUGAUGGCGACUGCAGAAGCAUUGGGCCAUUGCACUAGCGACUUGGUAGUCAAUCGUUCUACUCUCCAUAGACUGAGGGAAGAGCAUCGCAGAAAAGAAACACAGAGGAUUCAAGAGAGUUUUAUUGACAAAGUAUACCAUGAUUGAAAAUAUACGUAUAGGUUAUUUAAAUACUAAUAAUAUUCUAUUCUAGCUAAGUGAUCCACAAGCAAUGGUCGUCCACUGGGAUGGUAAAGUAUUGCGAGAUCUAAUUGGAAAAAUAAAAGUUGAGCGAAUUGCAGUGCUUGUUAGUUAUAAUGGCGAAUCCAAAUUUCUAGGCGCUCCAAAACUUAUAUCUGACACUGGUGACAGCCGUUUUUGACACACUUAGUAAAUGGAAUAUUUUAGAUCGCGUAGAAGGCAUGUCUUUUGACACCACGUCCACUAAUACUGGUCCAAUGAAUGGAGCAUGCGCUCAAUUGCAACGCAUGUUAGGAAGAAAUUUGUUGACGUUACCAUGCCGUCACCACAUUCUAGAAAUAUACUUGCGUAGUGUAUUCGACCUGCAUUUCAAAGUGACUCAAGCGCCAGAAGUCUCAAUUUUCGAGAGAUUUGCCAAAGCCUGGCCAAAUAUUGACACUUCAUCAUUUAAGAGUGGGCUCGACUGUGAAGAUAUAAAAUCUCAUAUAAGUGAUGGCAUCUGCAAUGACAUCAAACAAUUUUGUCAUUCACAAUUACAAAAAACUUUUGUUCGUGCUGACUACGAAGAAUUUUUACGUCUAGUACUUACAUUUCUUGGUGACAAAGGUGGUAAAUUUAAAACACCCGGAGUUACAAGUCAUGCACGUUGGAUGACAAAGGGAAUAUAUUCCUUGAAAAUAUUUCUUUUUCGUGAUCAAUUUCACUUGAGUAAAGCUGAAUUAAAAGGCUUAAGUCAGAUUUGCGUUUUUUUAGUGCGUUUAUAUAUAAAAGCUUGGUACAAAUGCUCUAAUGCAAUUACCUCUCCCCUGCAUGAUUUAAACUUUGUAAAAGAAUGUAUUAAUUAUGAAAAAGUGAACCCAAGUAUUUCUUCGGAAUUGCUGAGAAAAAUGCAACAACACAUGUGGUAUUUGUCAGAGGAAAACGUCGCAAUGGCUUUCUUUGAUUUCAAUGUUUCUGUAGAUGUUAAGAAAAAAAUGGUAAAAAAUUUAAAAUCAGAAGAGCCUACUAUUAAACUACAAAACAAUCGCAAAAUAAAAAAAUUAAGUUACUUAGGCAAUUCGGAUCUAAGCGGAUUUGUAUCCAAAAGAACUUUAACAUUUUUUAUGAAGUACAAGUUGUCAACCAACUUUUUGUAUUUGGAUCCAGAGUCUUGGGAAACAAACGAGGAAUUCCAAAAUGGUCGCACAAUAUGCCACAAAUUGCUUGUUACUAAUGAUACAGCGGAAAGAGGUAUUAAAUUUAUAAAGGAUUUCAAUACUUUUCUUACAAAUAAAGAAGAAGUUGUUGAAGAAUACAAAAAAAAUAUAAGUCCUAUAAAAAAUCAGAAUUAAUUUAAGUUUUAAUAUUUCUAGAUGUAUUAAAUAAAUUGAUAUGAAUAAAAAUAUUUCCUUUAAAUAGUAGUUUUAAGUUAAUAUAAUGCAAAAAAUUGGAGAAAAAUAAUACACUAAAAGAAAAAUUGAUACUUGAAUACAUAAAACUUGUUUUUUCCUAUAGGAAGGAAAUUUUUAAUUUUAAAACAUUUCCGCGCCUUCCCAUCAUCCGAUUGUCCCCAAAUUUUUUUUUAAACAUUUUUACAUAAAAAGGAAAAAAAAUAACCAAUUCUGUAAACAUAAAAUACAUUUUGAAUUUUAAGGACAGGUCUAAUGUAUAUAAUACGUAUAUGUAUAAUAUAUAAUAUGUGUAGAAAACGAUAAAUAAGCGUGUAAUGUGAAACGGGAGAACCAAAAACUGAAAGUGUACGUUUGCAGUUUUAUUAUUAUUGUUUUUUGUUUGCACCACUUUCAAUAAUUCGCACUCGUUACCUGGUGCGUCGGCUGUUUGCCGGCGCUUACGUCCCUCUGGCACAGGAUUCAGCGGCAGCUCAUUCCUACGAUGACUUAAGCAGCAGCGGAUAGACGGCAGCAACGAAGUUAUACCAGCAGCGGAGUAAUGGCAGCAGCAACAGAUUGACGGCAGCAGCAGAUUGAAGGCAGCGACGUGAUGACAGCAGCGGAGUGACGACAGCAGCAACAGAUUGACGGCAGCAGCAGAUUGAAGGCAGCGACGUGAUGACAGCAGCGGAGUUAUAACCGCAGCGGAGCGACGACAGCAGCAGAUUGAAGGCAGCGACGUGACGAUAGCAAGAAAACACCAAUAGCAAGCACCAAAAAGUUGCGGAUAGCGGUGGAAACGGUUUGUCUUUUUUACCGGCACUUUGCCGGCUUACCGGUUUUUUAAUUAUGCGGCACUUUAAACAGUUUAUAAAACUGUUUCCUUUUUUUCAACAGUAACGUAUUUAUAAUAUUAUUUUUUGGUAUUUCAAAAACUUUUGAGCUUUUAUUUGCGCCCACCACUGUUUCGCAUAUAUAAUUCACCUUGCACCUUAGUACCACCUUUUAUUUUAAUUCUUUAUUCUUCGCUUUGGUGAAUUUUUCACUUUACAUUAUGCACACACUCCACAAUUUUCUCCUUUUUCUUCUUUUAUGAUUUUUUAGGCUGAGGUUAGUAUACGGGUAAGUAUUUUAUCACUCGAUUUAACACUGUAUGUAUAUAUAUAUAUUUUUUUUUCCACAGAUUUCCACUGCACUUAUAUUAUAUGUAUGUAUGUAAAUGUAUAUUUUGUUAUUUUUAUUAUAGGUUCCACUGCACGCACUUCAAAUAUACCUUAACUAUAUGUAUGUACAUAUAUGUACAUAUAUAUGUUUUUAUAGUUGGAUCCUUAAUCCUUUUUAUAAUAUUUUUUUUUUUAACUUGUCACUUCACUUAACCGUGAGAACCGUGAGAACCGAAGAUCCGAAAACCGAAAACGAUAUUUGGCAAUUGGUUUCAAAAAAAAUAUUUUAUAUUGUAUUAUAAUUGUAUGUAGUAAUUUUAAUUUUCUAAUCACGCUCAUGUCCCUGCUCGGGCGCCAUGAAAUUUCUCAAGAGUUUUUGAGAUAAAAAAUAAUAGUCGGGACACGUGAAAUCACUAGAAUUAAAAUAUAACCAAUUGCCUGCACUUAAACUCACGAUACUGUGACGAAAAUUAGCGAACGAAAGAAAACGCGUGCGGAUUCGAUUGCGGUCUAAUUACAAUACCUUUCUUUAUUUUAGCAACUAGAUCACUUAGCCUAAAUCUUAAAGCUAACGGGAAAAAACAGUUGGAAUGGAAGUAUACAGGUAUGUAAAAAAGAGGUGAGUAGUUCAUUUUGUUAACUUAUAGUAAUAGAUUAAGGUAAGUAUAUAUAACAUUAUUAGGGUAAGUAUACAAUACUAAUAUAAUUCAAUAUUUAUAAUUUUUUAUAAUUCAUUUUUCUUAAUUUUAGUUUUAGGAUUAAUAUAUAUUUUGUCGCUUGACGCAACAAAUGUUAUGAUAGACGGAAGACUCGUUUCCAGUGCACGUAGACGUGCGUACGCUCCGAGGUCCUAAUAUCGACUCGAACCACUAUCUGUUGUAGCCAAGAGUCGCACCCGCCUCUGUGCAGCAAAAAAUGCACGUCAACAAACACACGGAAGGUUCGCCGUCGAGAAGCUGCAAUCACAACAGAUAGCCAAACGAUUUUCCUCUCAGCUUGCACUCCUGCUCUCUAAGAGCACUCGUCAACAACUCGGUAUAAGGGAACUGUGGAACAGCAUUUCAAACUCCUUACGUACAGCUGCAACCGAAACCAUUAGUUUUCGAAAAAAGCAAAAGAACAGCUGGUACGACGAGUAGUGCCGUGUCGCAGCGGAGAGAAAACAGGCUGCCUACCUCGCAACGUUACGAUCGACCACAACACGUGUGGGAUGGGAUAGAUACCGUGAGUUGAAGAGGGAAGCGAGACGCAUUUGCAGACAGAAGAAGAAAGAAGCCGAAAUGCGUGAGUACAAACAGCUUGAUAAGCUGGCCGACAGGGAUAAUGCUCGAAAAUUCGACGAAAAAAUGCGGCGGCUUACAGAAGGUUUCAAGACCGGAGCAACCUCUUGUAGAACCCCCACGGGUGAUCUAGCCACAGAUGCCCCAGCAUACUUAAAUUAUGGAGGGAACACUUCUCCAGCUUGCUGAAUGGCAGUGAACGUGCAACGCCAGGAAAAGGCGAACUCGAUUCCCCAAUCGAUGACGAUGGAACAGACGUUCCAUUGCCCGACCAUGAAGGGUGGGGUGCAAUAAGGCCAUACGCAAUAAAGCCAUAUUGGUAAUUAUUUUGGUAAUAAAGCCAUAAAUCCUAUAUGGCUUUGUUUCCAAUUGCAAUUGGUAAUUAAGCCAUAUGGCUUUACUUCGCUUUCAAAUUUGUUUCUUUCUUGGCUUAGGGGAUUCAGUUAAUGUUUAGCGUUGCUGGUGAGACAAAAAUUACCAGCCCUAUUUGAUGGACGCCACUUUCAGUAUUGUUCCGCAAUGUGGAUACAAACAACUCCUAAUAAUUAAU